Molecule: messenger RNA, 6702 nt
Organism: Sceloporus undulatus (fence lizard)
Lineage: Eukaryota; Metazoa; Chordata; Lepidosauria; Squamata; Phrynosomatidae
Biological process (GO): regulation of transcription by RNA polymerase II
Molecular function (GO): DNA-binding transcription factor activity, RNA polymerase II-specific; RNA polymerase II cis-regulatory region sequence-specific DNA binding
Source: RefSeq, a predicted model, not a curated record
GAGGUGCUAAGCAUGAAAACCACAGAGGGUUAAAAUCUCCAAGCCUUUAGCCCUGCAGUCCUAGAGAAGCCCCUACAAGGAAAGCCUCUUCCUUCUCCCCACAUUUCUUUAAGGAAGCCAAAAGAAGGGUCAGUUGCCUUUGGAUCCUGCCAUUCCUCCAAAGAGCUCACAGUGGCAUAUAUGGCUUUUCUUCUCUCUGCUUUGUCCUCAUACCAGUCUGAAAGGGAGAAGUUCAAACAGAUCAUUGGGAACAUCCUUAGUUACUUGUAAAACAAUCUGCUCAUCAGGGAAUUACAAUAAGCAGGGGAGUUUACACACAGAGUUAAGCUGGGGGCUCGCCACACAAAAUCAAUGAAAAUUGCCUUAGAGCAAGGACCUUUUCUGGACCCACUGGAAGCAGUCCUUGAGCUCGGUAAAGACAAAGAUGCCCAAAGUCAAGAAGGUGAUGAACGGACGAAGAGAGCAGGAGAAGGCUCUCAUGCUAGUAAGACUGGAGGCUGUGAAGAUUCCUGGGCAAAAGACAAAGCCUGUUCAGAAGUCCAGCGCCAGCGCUUCAGAGAGCUCUGCUACCAAGAUGCCAAAGGGCCCCGGGAAGUUUGUAGCCAGCUUCACAGUCUCUGCCAUCAGUGGCUGGAGCCAGAGCAACACACAAAAAGUCAGAUCUUGGAUAUGGUGAUCCUGGAGCAGUUCCUGGCCAUCCUUCCUCCAGAGAUGCAGAGCUGGGUCAGGGAAUGUGGAGCAGAGACCAGUUCCCAGGCGGUGGCCCUGGCAGAGGGUUUUGUCCUGAGCCAGGCAAAGAACAUCAAAGUGGAAGGGGAGCAGGGGCCCAAUGUGGAAAGACCGGCUAAUUUCUCUGAAUGGGCAGUGGAGCCAACCAUCACCUUUGAGAAGCCGCUCUUUGGAAGAAUGACUCAGGAAGUUGAAGCUCCCAACACAUUGCAUGGCAAUGAAAUGACAUCACAGAUGCCUUCUAAAGCAUCACCCAUUUGGGAUGGAGCUGAUACUGCAGUUGCACAACCAGUUCAGUGUCGUGUGUCCUUUGAGGAGAUGGCUGUGCAAAUUGCAGAGGAAGAAUGUGCUCUGACAGAUCUAGACCAAAAAGCUUUAUGCAGAGCAGGCCUGGAGGAAAACACCAAGAACAUGGUUUCUCAAGAUGAUGGAUGGGACAUUAAACCAUUUGGGAAAAACAUGCAUCAGGAGAAUGAAGAGAAUCACGUAAAUCAAAAGGGACCUAGUGUGCAAGAAGGAAACCAAACAGAGAGGUGGAAUAAUAAAUUCAUCACAUCCCAGAGAGAGAUUCUGGUUCAGCACGAAAAACAGAGGGGGAAAAGAAGGAAUGUCUACCCGACAUUUGGGAAAGGUUUUAGUCACAGAUCAGACCACAGUGUCCAUUGGAGAGCACACGUAGAUGAGAAACCAUAUAAGUGCCUGGAAUGUGGAAAGAACUUCAGCCAGAUCACACAUCUUAGGUUACAUCAGAGAAUCCACACUGGGGAGAAACCAUACAAAUGCUCAAUAUGUGGGAAAAGCUUCCAUCGGAGCUUCAUUCUUACCGCCCACCAGAGAAUGCACAAAGGCGAGAAACCGUACAGUUGCACAGAGUGUGGCAAGAGCUUUUAUGACAGGUCACAUCUUAUUAGCCAUCAGAGAACUCACACUGGGGAGAAACCAUAUAAGUGUUUGCAAUGUGGAAAGAACUUCAGUCACAAGGUAAACCUGACCUCCCACCAACGAAUUCACACAGGAGAGAAACCCUACAACUGCUCAGAGUGUGGAAAGAGCUUUUGUGACAAACAGAACCUUCUGAGACACCAAAGAAUCCACACAGGAGAGAAACCGUAUAAAUGUCAGGAGUGUGGAAAGAACUUCAGGCAGCGAGCGACUCUUACUUCCCAUCAGAGAGUCCACACAGGGGAGAGACCGUACCAUUGCCUGGAGUGUGGAAAGAGCUUUUACAGAAAAGCAGAUCUGAACAGACAUCUAAGAAUUCACAGCGGGGUAGACAGGCCUAUCACUUCGUGGAGCGUGGAAAUGGCUUCAGACGGUGUGUCUGUCUUGCGUCCGAUAGAGGAAUUCUCCCAAGAAAAUCAGUCUGUAACAUCUGAAAUUAAACAUGAAGUAAAUGUUGAUGUGAUGGCCAGGAGUGCCUGUUAUCAGCUUCGACUUAUACACCAGCUCCGACCCUACCUGGACUCACGGGAGCUAGAAAUGGUUGUACAUGUGCAGUGGCUGGAUCCAGAAAGGCACUCCAAGGCUGAGAUGCUGGACCUUGUGCUCCUGGAGCAGUUUCUGAUCAUCCUUCCCCCAGAGAUGGAGAGCUGGGUUCGAGAGUGUGGAGCAGAGACCAGCUCCCAGGCAGUGGCCCUGGCAGAGGGUUUCCUCCUCAGCCAGGCAGAGGAGAAGAAACAGGUGAAGGCAGGUUCUGGGUCCACUGAGUCACUGAGACAGUCCAACAAGGCACCGAGUUCAGGGGCUCACGUACGAGGAUCACGGGGAGGUCCACCCCACACCCAUCAGGCAGAAUGUAACUUGUUAUUCUUUAAGUCGGCACAAAUGAUAGUGUGGCAGCAUAUGCCAGAAAUCUUAUCUGGGGGCAAUGCUUUAAGUUUGUUCCUUUCCCACAACUACAUCUUGACUCCCAUGUUCUUAUCUUUACCGCCUUUUCAGAGCCAUGUGUUACCUGUGAAUAAAAAUGGACUUACGGUCUUGUUUCAGGAUCUGGUGACCUUUGAGGAGGUGGCUGUGCAUUUCACAGAGGAGGAGUGGGCUCUGCUGGAUCCAGGCCAACAGACUCUACACAAGGAAGUCAUGGAGGAGACUCAUGGGAUUGUGGCCUCUCUAGGUGAUGCACAGGAGAAUGGUGAAAGGAGUGAACAGUGGAGAAGAAAUACUGAAGUAAAUCAGAAGUGGAAGAAGAUGUCUCUUGUUUCUGAAGGCACUGACUUCUCUGAAAUCCCAAAGCAAGAGGAGGUUUGUAUAAAAAAAGAAGAAAAGCUCUCCCACGGUGUAAAACGCUCGAGUAGGAUCUCAAGCCUUCGCAUACCUACAGGAGCACAUGAAGCAAAGAAGCCAUUUAAAUGUUCAGAGUGUGGAAAGAGUUUCAGUCAGAGCUGUAACCUUUUAAGCCACCAGAGAAUCCACACAGGAGAUAAACCGUAUACAUGCUCAGAGUGUGGAAGAAGCUUCAGCCAGAGCAAUAACCUUACCUGUCAUCAAAGAACCCAUUUUGCAGAUAAACCAUAUAAAUGUUUAGAGUGCGGAAAGAGUUUCACUCAGAGAGGUAGCCUUACCUAUCAUCAGAGAACUCACACAGGGGAAAAACCAUUCAAAUGUUUUGAAUGUGGAAAGAGCUUCACUUGCAGAAUAAGCCUUACCAAACAUCAGAGAAUGCACACUGGGGAAAAACCCUAUAAAUGUUCAGAGUGCGGAAAAAGCUUCAGCCAGCGAGGUAGCUUCACCUAUCAUCAAAAAAACCAUGCUGCCGAAAAGCCAUAUAAGUGCUCUGACUGUGGAAAGAGUUUCUGUUUGAGUAGCACCCUUAUUUAUCAUCAAAGAACACACACAGGUGAAAAGCCAUUUGAAUGUGCAGAGUGUGGAAAGAGCUUCAGUAGGAACACCGGUCUUACUAACCAUCAGCGACUCCAUACUGGGGAGAACCCCUAUAAAUGCUCAGACUGUGGAAAGAGCUUCAGACACAACAGUGCCCUUGCCACGCAUCAGAGGACCCACACAGGAGAGGCACCCUACAAAUGCUCAGAGUGUGGGAAAGGCUUCAGCCAGAGCAGUGCCCUUACUACUCAUCAAAGAAUCCACACAGGAGAAAAACCAUACAGAUGCUCAGUGUGUGGAAAGAGUUUCCGCUGGAGUAGUAACCUUACUUCUCAUCAAAGAACUCACACCAGGGAGAAACCCUGGAAAUGUUCUGAAUGUGGAAAGAAUUUCAGUUCUCUCCAGAGCUUGGAUAUACACCACAGAUUGCACAGUGGUGAAAAGCAAUCUAAGUCAUUAGCAGCUGUGCCAUGCCUGCCCUUCCUGUAUCAGAAGAGAUCUCCAUCUUCCACAAUUUACCGAAGAAAGAGAGGCACGUCGUGUUUGAAAAGCAAAUUCCUGCUCAAUGAUGGAUUUGAUAACCGAGUAAGGAGAUCCUUUGAGUCCUUCACAAGGCACAGAUCUAAGGUGGAAAAGCCAAACUCCACUGGUCCUGAAAUGCCAAGAGAAACUCUUCAUGCUGCUGAGACUGGGGAGCAUGGGACAUCUCUGGUGGGAAGCAUGCCAGGGUACUUGGCCAAGAACACCUGCAGCUCACAGGUAUGGUGCCAGUGCUUCAGAGCAUUCAUGUACCAAGAGGCAGCAGGACCUCGAGAGGUUUGCAGCCAGCUCCACAAUCUCUGCUGCCAGUGGCUGAAGCCAGAGAGACACACCAAGGCUGAGAUGCUGGACCUGGUGAUCCUGGAGCAGUUCCUGGCCAUCCUUCCCCCAGAAAUGGAGAGCUGGGUUCGAGAGUGUGGAGCGGAGACAACCUCCCAAGCAGUGGCCUUGGCAGAGGGCCUCUUCCUGAGCCUGGCAGAGGAGAAGAAGCCGGAAGUGGAGCAGUUGAAGACAGUGCCAGAUGAGAUGGACACUGUGGUCUCUGAGGCUGAGAUGUCUCCACUGGGCACAAGAAGCAAGGUAGACCUUGGGCAGAUCAUCCAGGAAAGUGAUGGAGGUGCCACUAUAGUUGGUGAUGGAUUGUACCUGAGGCCUCUUUCGGUGCCUUCUCCUGUAGCAGUGGGAAUGGAUCCAGUCCAGCUGGAUCAGAGUCUAGUGACUUUUGAAGAAGUGGUGGUGCAUUUCACAAAGGAAGAGUGGGCACUGCUGGAUCCAGGCCAGAAGGCACUGCACAAGGAAAUCAUGGAGGAGAACUAUGAGGUUGUGGCCUCUCUGGGUAAUGGAAGAAAAAGUGAUACAGAAGAUGAACCCCAGAGAAGAAAUCCUGAUGUAAAACAAAAGCAGAGAAAAAGCAUUGCUACUUCUCAAGGUGCCAUUUCCUGUGAAAUCCCAGAUUGUCACAUAGAGAAGGGACGGAAACUAUCUCUGCAGUGUACAAAAAACCUAACUUGGACAUUAAAUGCUAACAGACAUUCAAGAAUGAGUGAGACAAAGAUGAUGUUUAAAUGCUCAGAGUGUGGAAAGAACUUCAAGUGGAGGGUACAUCUGAGUCUUCAUCAAAGAACACACACAGGACAGAAACGUUUCCCAUGCCCCAAUUGUUGGAAAAGCUUCACUCAUUAUCGUAGCCUUACUGUCCAUCAAAGAACCCACAGCGGAGAGACACCAUAUAAUUGUUCAGUGUGUGGGAAAGGCUUCAUACAGAGCAGUAACUUUGCUGCCCAUCAAAGAACCCACACAGGAGAGAAACCCUACAAGUGUUUACAGUGUGGAAAGGCUUUUGGACGGAGCACCAGCCUUGCUGACCAUCGAAAAACACACAUAGGAGAAAAGCCACAUAAAUGCUCAGAUUGUGGAAAGGCUUUUAGACGGAGCAAUAACCUUGCUGUCCAUCAAAGAACCCACACAGGGGAGAAACCAUAUCAGUGCUCAGAGUGUGGAAAAAGAUUUGGACGAAGGGGUAACCUUGCUUCCCAUCAAAGGACCCAUACGGGAGAAAAACCAUAUCAAUGCCCAGAGUGCGGAAAGGCCUUUGGAAGGAGCAAUAGCCUUGCUUCUCAUCAAAGAACCCACACAGGAGAGAAACCGUAUGAAUGCUUAGAGUGUGGUAGGACCUUUAAACACAGCAGUACUUUUAAUAAUCAUAAAAGAACCCAUACAGGAGAGAAACCAUAUGAAUGCUUAGUGUGUGGCAAGACCUUCAAACACAGCAGUACUUUUAGUAAUCAUAAAAGAACUCACACAGGAGAAAAACCAUACGAAUGCUCAGAGUGUGGCAAGGCCUUCAAACACAGCAGUACUUUGAGUAAUCAUAAAAGAACCCAUACAGGAGAGAAACUUAAAUGCUUACAGUGUUGAAAGAACAUCAGACAGAGGAGUAAUGUUGCUUCUCAUCAAAGAACCCACACAGGAUAAAAGCCCUAUAAGUGCUUAGAAUGUCGAAAAGGUUUCAGAUGGAGGGGCAACCUUGCUUCCCACCAAAGAACCCAUAUAUAGGAGACAAAGACGAACCAUAUAAAUGCUUGCAAUGCAGACAAAAUUUUAAGUGGAUGAUACAUCUUAUUGUACAUCAGAUAACAUACACAAGAUGGAAAUGUGUCUCACACUCACAGUGUGGAAAGAACUUCUUUCAUCAAAUAAACCAUGAAGGAGAGAAAUGAUAUAAAUGCUUAGAUUUAUAUCGAAGUAAGAAAACAAAGAGAAGCCAUAUAAAUGUGCACAGUACAAGAAGGCAUUGAGACAGAUGGAUAGCAUUGCUUUUGUCAAAUACAGAGGAUAGAAAUCGUAUAAACAAAGUAUGAGUUCUUGCUCAUAGCUGGUAAAUCCAGGGAGGUGGGGGUGGCUUAACCUCAUCCCCCAACUCUUCUGGAAACAUAAUCCUUCCACAGUUAAGUAUAUUGAAAGGCUGACAUGAGAGAUGUAGGGGUGCAGCUGUAAGAUAGGACUGCCCCCUCCCUAUGUAGUUUCAUACUACAAUUUGCAUGACUAUGUUGCUGUUCACCACUAUUUUCACGUGUGUGUGUUUCAAUAAAAAAAUACAUACUUUUCCUUAAA